GAGAAGCCUCGCUCUCCAGAGAAGCCGUCCUCCCCGCUCAAAGAUGAAAAGGCUGUGGUGGAGGAGAGCGUCACUGUCACAAAGGUAACAAAAGUCACCGCUGAGGUGGAGGUGUCGAAGGAAGCCAGGAAAGAAGACAUUGCGGUGAAUGGCGAAGUGGAGGAGAAGAAGGAUGAGGCCAAGGAGAAGGAGGCUGAGGAGGAAGAGAAGAGCGUUGUCACCAAUGGCCUCGACGUGAGCCCUGUCGAUGAGAAGGGUGAGAAAGUUGUAGUAACCAAAAAAGCAGAGAAAAUCACAAGUGAAGGAGGGGACAGUACAACCACCUACAUCACAAAGUCGGUGACGGUCACUCAGAAGGUGGAGGAACAUGAAGAGAGCUUUGAGGAGAAAUUGGUGUCCACUAAGAAAGUGGAGAAAGUUACUUCACAUGCUGUAGUAAAAGAGAUUAAAGAGUGAAUUAAACUCAAUUAUAGCUAAA
Messenger RNA from Meleagris gallopavo (turkey), 478 nucleotides. The record is from RefSeq and is a predicted model, not a curated record. Lineage: Eukaryota; Metazoa; Chordata; Aves; Galliformes; Phasianidae.